Messenger RNA from Alternaria ventricosa, 1812 nucleotides. RefSeq lists its product as uncharacterized. The record is from RefSeq and is a predicted model, not a curated record. NCBI's taxonomy places the organism in Eukaryota, Fungi, Ascomycota, Dothideomycetes, Pleosporales, Pleosporaceae. The coding region runs from base 1 to 1812 and encodes 603 amino acids. The transcript has a single exon.
AUGGACGAUCAGAAGCUCCUGCCCCCUCUCGCGCGCGGCGACUCGAAGCGCGCAAACUUGGACAAGCUUUCGAUCCUCGAUCUACCGGGCGAGACUCGCAACCAGAUAUUCGGAUACCUGGUAGAACAUAAGGAUCCAAUCCAGAUCUCCUGCUCCUGCGGUCCUCUUGGCUAUAAAAAUCCACUCUGGCUCAGAUCCUGCGACUGCGCUCCUUCCCAACACAUCGGUGCGCUACUUCUGCGUCUCGGCAAACAAGUAUGGAUCCCCUUGAACCUGUUUGCAUCAUGUCGAACAUUGUAUCGUGAAGCAGUUUCAGCCUUCUAUUCUGGCAACACCUUCGCCAUGGAGAUCCGUCGUUACUGGUCUCCGCAUGCUAGAGCCUCUCGUGUCUAUGACAUCGAGUUGCCUAUUGCCUUUCUUACCCGAAUAGGCUCUCAAAUGCACUGGCUUCGGAGGGUUGUACUCGACCUCGAGAACCUUGACUAUGACACAAGUCGCUUACCACUUCUAUCACCACGGCGCAGUGGUAAGGAGCUUGCUGAUGUCGACGGCGGACCUGCGCUAUUCGAGAUCACUCCUCUCCUGCGUGCGAUAUGGAAGAUGGGGCCAACAGUCGACUUCUCAUUCCACCAAAAGAAGCGUUUACCAGAUCAAAGCAUGCGUGGGGUAUGCAACGCGCCAGGCAUGAGCGCUAUGCUUCGUUCGAUUCUAGAAGGCCAACUACGGCUACGAGAGCAGGAUCGGCUGUUGGGCGCCGUUUCCCUGUACCGAGACGGUUCCGGUGGAAAGAUUAGUUGGGGAAUCAGUAACCCCAAUCUCGAUGGCUGGUCCUUUGAACGUGGACGAGUUGCUUCCGACCACUAUUAUACGUCCACGUUUAUCGCAGAGGAUGGUGGAGCUAGAUUGGAGGUAAGCAAACGAGAGAAGCCGCUGGCCUUGCUGGAUCUUCCAAAACCCUUAUGCGACUAUAUAUUCAAUAUGGUCGUACACCCUCGCGAAAGCCAUCGGAUUGAUCUAGGCACGCAUACGAAGAUCGACUGUGGUCUGAUCAAUGUCAAUUGGGAAGUUCAUCGCUCGUGGCGCGAUCAACUGCUUUUCCACAACAGUUUCGAGCUAGUCUUGACGACAGACCGCGCGCGCACCGACUUCGACCAGUUCAACCACUUGCGGAGAUUGCUGAGGAAAACUUUCCAUACUGAUGGCUUCGACAUUCCGACGCGAACUGUCCUUGCCGGUCCAGGAGUGGACAACGAAUUGAAGUACAUUCUCAAAUUUGAGCUACAAGGUGCCAUAUCCUUGAGCGACAUCCGCAUCAGCAUCUUGCCAUUAGUCAUGGAGACAUCAACGGCUAGCGGAGAGGACGGAGUCACGAUCCAAGUUUGGGUUACCGACACAGAAGGACACUCUACCCUGGCCACCUCGCAUACCCUCACACUUCAGGAGCUGCGCUUGAACGUCAUCGCCGUCAUGAUGAAGACCUAUUACCUGGAGUCAAAAGCGCUGGCACCAGACAUCUGGAUCAACGGAUUCGGCGAAGUCGUGCAAGUCAACAACGUUGACGAACCUGUAGGAGGCGCUUGGGAACCAGCCUCUGAGCUUGUCCCAAUUGGCAACACCGAGGGAGGGUUUGUAGUGUGGAGGUUACAUCCUGUCGAUAUCCAUUAUCGAUCUGACGACAUCUUAUCGCAGAAGGCGGUUCUCUACGACGUUGCUCAAUUCUUCCCUUUCCGGCGCAAGGUCAGCGAAAUCUUACCUUAUCUCAUCAAGAUUGUUGAUCGAGCGGGACCGUAUGAGGCUGUACUUGGCGGGUAA